UUGGAGUUAGUUCAUAUCAUACAGUGUAGUUUAUUGAGUCAUUGGGCAAUACAAGCAAAGUUAGCCACGACAGUAUGGCGACCCUGGAUCAGAAAUCACCCAACGUGCUUCUCCAGAGCCUCUGCUGCAGGAUCACGGGGAAAAGCGAAGCUGAAGUUGCCCACCAGUUUCAGUAUGCAGUGCGAGUCAUUGGAAGCAACUACGCCCCCACCAUUGAACGGGAUGAGUUCUUGGUGUCUGAAAAGAUCAAGAAAGAAUUGCUGAAGCAGAGAAGAGAAGCAGACGCUGCUCUGUUCUCAGAACUGCACAGAAAGCUGCAGACGCAGAGUGUUCUGAAGCAUCGCUGGUCUGUGCUCUACUUGCUGCUCAGCCUCUCUGAAGACCCCCGCAAACCAUCCAGCAGGGUUGGAAACUAUGGGGCACUCUUUGCCCAGGCCCUCCCCAGGGACGCCCACUCCACCCCGUUCUACUGCACCCGGCCUCAGAGCCUGGCCCUGGGCUACGGGGAGAGGAGCGCCGGUCUGUCGGCCAGCGUGGGGACCAGCGGCAUCUCCAGCCUGGGCGUCUACACACUGAACGGGCCCACGCCAACGCCGCAGUCCCUGCUAGCUGGUCAACCCCCCCAGUCUGCAGCAGGAGCUGGUCAGCCUCUGGGCUCUCGGCUGGCCUGGACUCUUCCCGCAAGCUGCUCUCCUUCCUCUGCUCUGGCCCUGCCCGCAACUCGAGCACCCCUCGGACCCCCGGCUCCCUCCAGAGUGGUCCGUCCUCGCCGAGACGGGGAGGUGAGCGAGGCGGCGCUGGUACGGGACAUCCUCUACGUCUUCCAGGGAAUCGAUGGCAAGUUCAUCAAGAUGAGCGCCCAGGAUAACUGCUAUAAAAUAGACAGCAAGGUGGUGCUGUGCAAGUCUCUGAGGGACACCAGCAGCAGACUGGCCGAGCUCGGCUGGCUCCACAACAAAGUCAGGAAGUAUACGGACGCCAGGAGCCUCGACCGGGCCUUUGGGCUGGUCGGACAGAGCUUCUGCGCCUCGCUCCACCAGGAGCUGAAGGAGUACUACAGGCUACUGUCCGUCCUCCACUCCCAGUUGCAGGUGGAGGAUGAGCAGGGUGUGAUCGUGUGCACAGAGAGCAGUCUGACUCUCAGAAGGCUCCUGGUCUGGAUGUACGACCCCAAAGUCCGACUCAAAACGCUGGCCGCCCUCGUCGACUUCUGCCAAGGUCGGAAAGGAGGCGAGCUUGCCUCAGCCGUCCACUCGUACGGGAAAACGGGGGACCCACAGAUGAGGGCGCUGGUUCAACACAUCCUCAGCCUGGUGUCACACCCCAUCCUCAACUUCCUGUACAGGUGGAUCUACGACGGCGAGCUAGAAGACACCUACCACGAGUUCUUUGUAGCGUCAGAUCCCAACGUGAAGACAGAUCGUCUGUGGCACGACAAGUACUCCCUCAGGAAGUCAAUGAUCCCCUCAUUCAUCACCAUGGACCAGGCUCGCAAGGUCCUGCUGAUCGGUAAAUCCAUCAACUUCCUGCAUCAAGUUUGUCAUGACAGAACACCGCCGGGCAAAAUCACGCCGGCAUCCAAGUCUGCCGACACGCCCAAAGACGCUGCAGAGCUGCUGUCAGACCUGGAGGGGGCAUUUCAGGAGAAGAUCGAUGCAGCCUACUUUGACACCAGCAAAUACCUGCUGGACGUUCUCAACCGCAACUACCUGCUGCUGGAGCAUCUGCAGGCCAUGAGGAGAUACCUGCUGCUGGGCCAGGGUGACUUCAUCAGACACCUCAUGGACCUGCUCAAACCGGAGUUAGUGCGCCCUGCCACCACUUUGUACCAACACAACCUGACUGGUAUCUUAGAGACGGCAGUCAGAGCCACAAACGCCCAGUUUGACAACGCAGAGAUCCUCAAGAGGCUGGAUGUGCGCCUGCUAGAGGUGUCUCCUGGUGACACAGGCUGGGAUGUGUUCAGUCUGGACUACCAUGUUGAUGGACCCAUUGCAACGGUGUUUACAAGGGAGUGUAUGGGCCACUACCUGCGAGUGUUUAAUUUCCUGUGGAGGGCCAAGAGGAUGGAGUACACUCUGACUGACAUCUGGAAGGGACAGAUGUGUAAUGCCAAGCUGCUCAAAACCAUGCCUGAGUUGUCCGGCGUGCUGCAUCAGUGUCACAUCCUGGCUUCUGAGAUGGUCCACUUCAUCCACCAAAUGCAGUACUACAUCACCUUCGAGGUGCUGGAGUGCUCCUGGGACGAGCUGUGGAACAAAGUACAGCAGGCUCAGGAUCUCGACCACAUCAUCGCUGCACACGACGUCUUCCUUGACACCAUCAUCUCCAGAUGCCUGCUGGACAAUAACAGCAGGUCUCUUUUGAACCAGCUGAGGGCCAUAUUUGACCAGAUCAUUGAGUUUCAGAGCGCCCAGGACUCCCUGUACCGCUCUGCACUAGAGGAACUCACCCUCCGACUGCAGUAUGAAGAGAAGAAGAAACAGAGAGAGGAGGAGGGUCAGUGGGGAGUGACGGCCGAACAGGAAGCGGAGGAGAAGAAGAGGAUUCAGGAGUUUCAGGAAACCAUACCAAAGAUGCGCUCCCAGCUCCGCAUCCUCACCCACUUCUACCAGAGCAUCGUCCAGCAGUUCCUGGUGCUGCUGAUGACCAGUUCAGACGAGAGUCUGCGUUUCCUCAGCUUCAGACUGGACUUCAAUGAACACUACAGAGCCAGAGAGCCGAGGCUGCGAGCCUCACUAGGCGCCACCCGGGGGCGACGACUGUCAAAUAUCUGACACGAUGGCGCAGGCGUUGACGGACGAGGCUUCCAGCCGUUGGAGCAUGGGGUAUGACAUCACAGUGGGCAGUUGUGACAUCACCGAGAUGGGACCGGCCAGCAGACUUGAUGCGCCUCAUGUCGAAAUGAUGUCAUGCCUUGGAGGAGCGAUGCAGCGCCGUCCCGAACGUUCCGGCUUGGCAGCGGCUGCGGUCGCCAAGUGAUGACAUCACAGCAGGCAGCUCCAGUGAAGUGGGCCGCGCAGGAUCACGAAGGAAUAAAAUCCAGUAAAUCAGACUUUCAGAGCUUGUCGUGACAUGCAGAGUAAACACCACCAAACAGACAAUUCCACAAGACGUCUGCGAAACAUGAGUUCAAUUUGGGAAAACGAAGUCCAGCCGAGUGUGAAGAGAUAAAUAAAAGCUGCUGUCAGACUCGAGUCACACAGGGCCACCUUACAUGGCAUGCCUUAUUAAUGAGGAAAAAAAACAAAACCUUUUUCCUCAGCUUGGUUGCCAAAUCUAGUCCCAACCCACGUAAUGUAUGUACAUAGAGUUUAUGCAAGAAUGUAUGUAUGUAUGUGUAUAUACGCGUCUUUUCACAUCAGCACCUGUGGCUUUGCAUCUUCUCACUAGGGUUCAACCGAUAUGGGUCCGAUAUUGCUAUUUUUUCAAUUUUGUAUUUGUAGCAGUUAUUAAAACGAUAUAAAUCUGAUCAUUUUUAGUAAAAAUUCUUCCUGAAGAGGCUGGAGAUGUGUUCUCAUUAAGGUGAAAAUGACAGUAUGAGGCACUGAAGCUGUAUGGACAGGCAGGAGUCUUCAGCAUAUUGAAUAUUUAAUAUUUAUGGUCAGUAUUGGUGCACCGGUAUAUCGGUCUAACCCUAGUCCUCCACUCUCUCCUCCUCAAAAUCCAGGGUUUUUUAGUGCGUCAGGUCAGCUGUCCAAUCACAAUCAUGCAGUGGAUUUUAAAUUACGCACACAGCACGCAGUCGCAGACAGUCCUGCUUCCAGCUGCGUGAAGAACCAUGCUCAUACAGACUAAAAGCCCCUUUGUUGCCCAAUUUGUAUACACCUUAUAGUAAUUUCUGCCAUUAGUGGCUUUAAUAGUUUUCGUUUUUAGCUGUUUGCUAUUAAUGGGUGAGAAACAGGAAACAAAAGAGCAUCUGUCUUCACCUUGACUCAGAAUCAGCUGAUACAAAGAAUGUUUUUCCGAGUUUAAUUUCCAUUUGUGUGGUUUCCCUCCGUUUCCCUGCUCAGUUUACACUUUAUUCUUUUGCGUCUGUAUGAGAUGGAUCGCGUCCAAGAAACACUCCUCUCAACAACCACAACGACCUCACUUCUUGUCAUUGCAUAAACAAUAGCAACUAUAAAUGUUCAGAUGUUUCUUAAAAAAAUGUAAAUAUUUCUCAGUGACAGUCCAUGUUUAAAGAAUUUAAUGGUUAUAUGAACGUGGCCCGUUUAUUUUCUGAAACAAGACACUGUAAAGGAAACAAGAGUCGUGUUAGUAGUGUUUUUAAGUGAGAUUUGCUCUACGUGCAUAUGAGGAUGCUGACAGCAUCCGGGUGGAAGUGGUUCAGUAUAGUAGCACAAGGUGUUGCUCACUUUUCAUCAACUGGAUCACUCAGACUGUCUGUCUUUUUUAAAUGUUAAACUGAGGAGGGGAAGCAGUCCGUGUGAUGGAUGCAAUCCUCUGUGAGCGCAUGCAGAAAAAUGUCGACCUGACCCAAACCCAAAAAUGUCAGUCCAAGCUUACAGUCAGUCUGAGAGGAGCUGACAGCCCUGAAUUAUAAACGUACAAUCGAUCCCAAACCUGAACAUUGAAGUCAACCUCUCGCUUCAGCCCAAAAAUGGAAAAUCAAAGUCUUGUUUGCUGUGUUGGACGUGGCUAUAUGCUGGAUUUCCUUCUUAGUGUACAGUUAAAAGCUUUCCACUCAAGUAAAAAUUCAAUCAUCAAGUAAUACAAUCCUUUCCAUAUGAACCGCUGUGAGCAGCGACCUCCCCUUGGUGAAGCUCUGACCCUGGGUUAGGGAGCACGUUUCCAAAAACAAAACGAUUAACGGACAUGCGUCAAUUAUCAGCUUUAACACCUCUUCACUGUUCUAAUCUGGUCUGUCAGGCUCUUCCAAAUCCACAUUUAACUCCAUUAAAAGUGCAGAAGUAUGUGAAGUCUGUAUGAUCGACUUGUAACAAGCUACACAAACGUGUGUCAAGUGAUGUUCCAGGUUUGAUUCUUUUGUUUCUAUCGUCCGUGAAACAAAUGGGUGCUGCAUACGGUCACCGGACCAGCUGACUGCUUUCUUACAAUGAAUUCUUUCUUGCAUAUGUGUUUAAAAAGAUAAAAAUAAAAAACGAAUAAAGGUGAAAUGAGACAUCAAACUGAA
Messenger RNA from Chelmon rostratus (copperband butterflyfish), 5137 nucleotides. RefSeq names its product tubulin, gamma complex associated protein 3 (gene tubgcp3). Gene Ontology annotation, biological process: spindle assembly; meiotic cell cycle; cytoplasmic microtubule organization. The transcript is spliced from 23 exons. Bases 75 to 2777 code for a protein of 900 amino acids. Gene Ontology annotation, molecular function: gamma-tubulin binding; microtubule minus-end binding. The record is from RefSeq and is a predicted model, not a curated record. Gene Ontology annotation, cellular component: centrosome; equatorial microtubule organizing center; spindle pole. NCBI's taxonomy places the organism in Eukaryota, Metazoa, Chordata, Actinopteri, Chaetodontiformes, Chaetodontidae.